AUGUUUCGUAAACAGGGCCGACGACUGAGCGUUUCCUCCUGGCUUGGUCCUAAUACUCAAGACAGUUGGAGUGCCCAGGUACGAGUGCGGUGUUGGAGGGAGUCGUCACUUCCCAAACCAGACUUCUCGAAGACUGGGACUACCAUACAAUCUUCGACUGAAUUGGCGGCUGAUUCUUAUAAGAAGAUAAGCCAUGGUAUUAACGGUACACCAAAUCUCGUGGUCUCACGCAUACAGUUUGAUCUAAACGGAACCACGUUAUAUGCCGACUCAGUAGGGUCGGCUGGGGUCAUCUAUCUGAACGAAAUAUACGCUCUCAACGGUUACGUUGUGUUUGGGUACGAUUCUUCAAAUAUCCAGGUUUGGGCGCCGUCAGACAUCUAUGGACGCCUUGUUUACUUGGGGGACGGCUACGGGAUUCUUGGUGAAGCAACAGUGGCUGACUUGCAGCUCUAUGCAUGGAGUAACCAGACUCUUCCCUACAACACUAGCGGUAAUCUGAAACUAAGUUCCACCCAGAACGGAAAUGAAAAAAUACUCGACUAUGAACCGGCCGGGAACGAAAACCAGAUCUUCACUCGCUCUUGGAUUCAAUCAUCGAUUAGCCCCAGCUGCGGCUACAGGUUCCCCGGUACGGGGGCAUUGUCCUACACGGCUACUGCUUACGACAAGCCGUGCACAUAUGGCGGUAUGGUGUACGCCUACACCACUCAGGCUGCUCGCUUCUGGCAGCCGGGCAACGCUAAUGGCGCCAUGGUCUGCAUUGCCAGCUGUCUGGGAACUGCAAUCAACAAUCAGGCGUUAAACGAGGGCACCGCAGUACUGUAUUCAUGGGAACUGGAUGUUAACGAGUGUCGAACUAAUCCGUGUAAGAACGGAGCCACGUGCGAGAACUAUUUCCAUAGUUACGCCUGCAAAUGCGCCCCUGGAUACGCUGGCAUGCUCUGCGAAAACGGGGACAGUGGAUCGAGCCCAGUUGAUGAAAGAUCAUCCGAAAAAACAGGCCCGUCGAAAGGUCUGACAGUUGGCUUGCCGGUUGGUUUAGUCGUUAGUCUCAUCGCGAUAAUUUGUUUGUCAUUUUUUGUAUUCUAUAAAUCAAAACAAAAGAUGAAAACAGGAAAUAAUGAUCCUGUUCCCAUGGAAGACAAACAUAAAUAAGAACACUCAUCUGCAAAAUUUGCAUAGUAAGCACAUUUAUAGCUUAUUUCAAACAAAUACAGUAACAUAUUUUGUGUAACAUUAAAAUGUUUGAAUAAUAAAUUGUUAUUUUCUGUGUAUCAUUUGUUCGUAUUAAGUAUUUACAUAAUGUAUAGU
Molecule: messenger RNA, 1314 nt
Organism: Dreissena polymorpha
Lineage: Eukaryota; Metazoa; Mollusca; Bivalvia; Myida; Dreissenidae
Exons: 10
Coding region: 1-1158 (385 amino acids)
Molecular function (GO): calcium ion binding
Source: RefSeq, a predicted model, not a curated record